UAUAAGACAUUUUCAUCUACAUAAACAAUCAGCUGCGAGCCAGGAGGAUUGAUAAUAUAAAUGUGAUAUCACACUUUCAUUCCGCUUUACAUCCAGCACCAACGAACUAUGGCUUCUGACACCGUUGCCAACCUCAAUUACAUGGUCGCUCCACCUGACGGCUCUCGGCCUUACAAUAACAUCAACGCAGAUAGCGUCACGGGAAAGCCGAACCGUAACUGGAACGAGGAGCCGCGUGAGAUGGAAAUUCAUAACGUGCGCGGGAAGGAGGAACUUUACAAGCUUGACAAUGCUGGAUUUCAGUAUGGGCGAGAAGCGGCGAAGCAUACUAGCUUCUUGAAUGAUGGUGAGAUUGAGCGCGAAUACUAUCCUGAGAGCAUCGACCUCAUCAAGAGAGCUACGGGAGCAACCAGCGUUGUCAUUUUCGAUCACACUAUUCGUCGCCGUCGCCCAGGCGAGUUAGAUGACAGCCCACAGAAACGUCAACCAGUCCCCCUGGUUCAUGUGGACCAAACGACUGCGUCGGCCAUUGCUCGUGUUCAUAGGCACCUCCCUCCAACAGAAGCUCCUUCCCUCCUUCACAGACGCUUCCAAAUCGUAAACCUCUGGCGUCCUAUAUCACAUGCAGCUGUAGAUUGGCCGCUUGCACUAUGCGAUUUCCGGAGUAUUGAUGUGGAGAAAGACUUAGUACCUGUUGCUCUUAUAUACCCUGACCGCGAGGGUGAGACACUUGGAGUCAAAUACAACGCAAACCACCAGUGGAAAUACAUGAAGGCCAUGACACCGGAAGAGUUUGUUCUUAUCAAAUGCUUUGACUCGAUACAAGAUGGCAGUGUGGCGAGGCUGACCCCUCAUACUGGGUUCCAAGACCCGAACACUCCAGAGGGAACGCCACUUCGAGAAUCCAUCGAGCUGAGAGCUCUGGUAUUCUAUAAUUAGAACACGUAUUAUCAAGUAGAGCUAAUACCUCAUACUACGUUACUUUGGCCAGAGGAGUUUCCCGAUUUGAAGCUUGCAAGGGACCAAGAGCCUACGAAAAGAAA
Messenger RNA from Suillus subaureus, 1043 nucleotides. RefSeq lists its product as uncharacterized. The record is from RefSeq and is a predicted model, not a curated record. Gene Ontology annotation, molecular function: oxidoreductase activity. The transcript has 5 exons. NCBI's taxonomy places the organism in Eukaryota, Fungi, Basidiomycota, Agaricomycetes, Boletales, Suillaceae. The coding region runs from base 109 to 939 and encodes 276 amino acids.